Messenger RNA from Lucilia cuprina (Australian sheep blowfly), 1519 nucleotides. RefSeq names its product dual specificity protein kinase shkD. The transcript is spliced from 6 exons. The coding region runs from base 340 to 1482 and encodes 380 amino acids. NCBI's taxonomy places the organism in Eukaryota, Metazoa, Arthropoda, Insecta, Diptera, Calliphoridae. The record is from RefSeq and is a predicted model, not a curated record.
CUUUUUUCAUUUAGUUUUAAAUUGGAUUUUUAAAAGAAUAGAUGUUUUGUAGUUUAUGCUUAAACCUAUAACGCGUGUGUAAUGAAAAAAAUUGUUAAAAAUAAAAACGAAAUGUUAACAAAACAUAUAAACUAAACAACACAUAAAAAUUGUAUUCUUGAAUAGCAGCAGCAUCAUCAUCAUUAUUAUCGUCUCAUUAAUCUUAGUUGUUUAUUAAUUAAUGUGUGUUUGGUGACCGUCUGUUUGUGUAUGAUUAACGGUUAUUUGCAAAUUUCUCCAUGUAUAGUGUUUUUUAUAAAUUCGAUAACAGGACACAGCAUUUAAUAUCAUUAAGUUACGAUGGCAUCACGUAACGGUAAAAAAUCAUCAGGUUUACGUAUGCUUUGGAUACCAGGCGGUCGUAAGAGUCAUCCCAAGGGACGUUACGAUGCAACAAAUAAACAAAUAUCUUAUACAACUAGACAGAAAAAAAGUGAAGUUUGGUCUUUGGGUGGCAGUAAAGCACAAAAAGAUUUGCUGCAAGCAGAUCCUGAUACAACACUUUUAGAUGGUCCGUCUACAUCCGGUUUAUCUUCAUCACUAGCUGCCGCUACGGGUGCUACAGCUGUUGCUGCAGCUGCUGUCACAACCGCACAAUGUUUGGAAUCUCAUAAUUCACCUGAUACAACAAGUGAAAAUUCAACUUUAUAUAAUCAUCAACAACAAAUAUCACCCACCACAACAUAUAGUUCCACAUCAACAGCACCUUUAAUCUCACCAUCACAAUCUCCUUUGGAACUUAGUAAUUAUUCGACACCGUCCUUUACUAAUAAUAAUAAUAAUACAACUCCAACUACUCCAACCACAACAACAACUACAAUGCCUGCUAAAUCUCAUCAACCUAUACCAGUUAUAGUUACUACAACUACUACCGCCGAAAUAAUGGAGGAUACAAAUUCUUUACAGGAAAAUCGUUUUUCUCUAUUGGCUGGCAAGGAUAUUAUUACAAAUGAAUUGGAUAUUUAUACAUUACCCUCACCGCCUACAACUAAUUUGAAUUCACAAGAAAAUUUGAAUCAUUCGUCUGGUACGACUGUUUCACAAAUAAUGCCAUCUGGAUCUCCGCAUAAACUGAAUAAUGGUUCGCAAAAUGGUUCCGUUAAUAAUUCGCCGGUAAAGAAAAAACAACAACAUAGAAAUCAUAAUAAUAAUCAGGGAGAUGUUAAUUCGAUUGAAAGUAUAACAGAAGAUACUGUUAGUGAAAAAAUUCCAUCCGCUAAUUUAGAUUGGAUCGAUGCAGUGGUGCAGGAACGACAAGAUCGUGAAAUUUUAGCCAAACCGAAAAAGAAGAAAAAGAAAAAAAAUGUUAAAGAAUUAGAUCAGCUAGAUGGAGUGCCCAUGAAAGAGAGCUCAACAGAUGCAGCAUCCGUUAAGGAGGAAGAUGAAAAGGUAGUAAAAUGUCUCUAUUAUACAUUGAUGUGUUGUGAUUGUACAAUUUCGUAGACAUUUCCUAAUUAUUAUUAUUACGGUAAUAUUGAAA